UUGAGUAUGUGGGGACCAGGUUCCUGAUGUUUGACUAUGAUCCAAGAUCUCUGCCAAGUUUACACUUUCACUACCUGACAAACAGAGCUUCUUGCCCCAACACAAGUGACCUUUCAGACGUCAGGAAUAAUGAACACUCAAAUAUGUCAAAGAUUCACAGCCUGUCUGUGCCCAUGGCACGUCUGCGACUUUUCUGCGGGGGAAAGGCUGAUCAAACACACAGAUGGUGCAACGCUGAGAGGGAGAGAGUGAAAAGAAAGGACAAAAAAGAAAAAAAAAAGCUGUAUAUCUUGGUAUGGACGUAUGGAUACCCAAAGAACUUUCAAAUUUCACGUGAAGGUGACUGGCUACCCCCUGAACUCUGCCCGAUAACAAGAAGAGGAGAAGGAGUUUUCCUCCUGUCCCAGUUACUGACGGUCACUGAAAUUAUGAAUCCUGCCCGAUAUAGUGCUUUUACAAAUCGAGAUCAUAUGAAAGAUUUCCGAAGGUACCUGGCAUUCAAAUAUAUCCAGUAUCUAGUCCUACCUUCUACAAACAUCAUCAUCACUCUGCUGGGACUGUUUGCCAGUCUGUAUGUCACACUGAUACUGAUGUCACCUUCUGUAUCCAGAAAAUCCACUGCAGUGUUUAUUUGCAACAUAGCUCAGGCAGACAUGUUAGUUGUCGGCAGCAUCUUUUCUGCCAUAAUUCAACAUGUAAUAAAGAGCAACAUAUUAUUGUCUGCCUUUCAGUCAGCCUUGAGGCAAAAUUUCCAGAUUGCAAAUAUACAUAUCAGUUCACUUUUACUCAGCUGUGUCAGCCUCGAGGCCUUUCUGAUCACUUUCCUUCCAGCAGAAACACGCCACAUAAGAACAGUUACAAGUGCCAGGGUGGUUUCUAAAAUCAUUUGGAUUACUGUAAUUACUGAGUGUUUUUUUUAUCAGAUAGAGUGCAUCAAAGAACUGGGCAUCUCUUCUCUUGGCAUGCACAAGAAAAUUGUGUUGUUGCUAAAUGUCUGUUUUGGAGCCACAAAGCUACUGAAAUCACUCAUUUACCCAAUUGGGCUACUUUUAAGGAUCUUCAAUGUGUAUCUUUUUUAUAAAAUAUAUUUCAGAGCUUUACCUUGAAACAGUCUGUGGUAGUUGAUUGUAUAUGUCAACUUGACUACACUAUGGUGCCCAGUUCUUUAGUCAGACACUAAUUUAGAUGUUGCUAUGAAGAUAUUUUGUAGAUGUGAUAUGCAUAUAUGAUUAGUUGCCUUUAAGUGAAAGAAAUCACCCUUAAUAAUGUUGGUGGGCCUCAUCUAAUCAGUUGAAGAUCCUAUGAAAAACAACUGAGGUUUCACAGUUAAGAAGAAAUUCUGCCUCAAGACUGGUAACAUAGAAAUCCUGUUUGAAUGUCCACCCUGGUCAUCUGCCCUACAGAUUUUAGAAUCAAGACUCCAUCACCAAUUCUUGUCUGAAACUUCUGUCUGCUUUACAGAUUUUGGGCUUUCUA
This is a messenger RNA of Phyllostomus hastatus (greater spear-nosed bat), 1476 nucleotides long. RefSeq lists its product as uncharacterized. Gene Ontology annotation, molecular function: G protein-coupled receptor activity. The transcript is spliced from 7 exons. Bases 27 to 1106 code for a protein of 359 amino acids. Gene Ontology annotation, biological process: phospholipase C-activating G protein-coupled receptor signaling pathway; positive regulation of Rho protein signal transduction. Lineage: Eukaryota; Metazoa; Chordata; Mammalia; Chiroptera; Phyllostomidae. Gene Ontology annotation, cellular component: membrane. The record is from RefSeq and is a predicted model, not a curated record.